AUGUUUGGCGCAUUGAAUCGCUUUAUCGGACGUCUGGACGAGGCGCCUCGGGAACCGCGGGAUCCCACUGGAGAGAGCACGUCCUUUGGCUUCCAGGUCCUGCGCAACAAGGACCCCGAACUGCCCUUGGAGCCGUGGUUUGACUUCAUUGUUGGGAUUAAUGGACAUCCUAUUGAAGACCCAGACCCGAACCUCUUUGCUACCGAAGUCCGCAACUGCGCAGGCUCGAGUGUGACCUUUGACAUCUGGAGCGCAAAGGGUCAACGAACACACACCGUCUCGAUCCCCAUCUCCCCCGCGAACCCCUCCCUCGGAGUCGCAUUGCAACUAGCUCCCCUCUCUUCGACCCAGCACAUCUGGCACGUACUCUCGAUUCCAUCUCCGCUCAGUCCAGCAUACCGCGCAGGAUUGCUUCCUCAUUCAGACUAUAUCAUCGGAACUCCCAGCGGCACAUUACGAGGCGAGUCGGCACUCGGGGAAUUAGUGGAGGACCACCUGGAUCGAACGCUCGUGCUGUGGGUGUACAAUAAUGAAUUCGACGUGGUUCGGGAAGUUGAGCUGGUACCGACUAGAGGCUGGGGUGGUGAAGGUGCAUUAGGUGCGGAGUUGGGCUACGGCGCAUUACAUCGACUACCCGUCGGGUUGGGAGAGGAAGUCGAAGGACCGGGCGAGGUGGUAUUCGAGACACGAGAGGAUGGCACUUCAACACCUGUCGCUGCUGAUCCCUUCAAUCCCAACCUGGGAGGUAUUUCUGGCGGAGGUCACUUCCUGGUCCCGGCAAAUAUGCCUGCUCCGCCGCCGUUUACCUCUCCAAACGGGAACCUGCCCCCGCCAUCAGGGAAUAAGGCGGCCGGACGUCGGAAACCGCGCCAUGCUGCAUUGUCACCCAGUCGUGGAUUUGAUGAGUACUUUGCCGAAGGAGAGCAGAAGAGUAGGGAACAGGAUUAUGCGCCGUCGAGGGGAGGGACACCAUUGCCUCCGCCGCCGAAAAUUGGACCGUCACCGUCAGAUUCCGCUAGUCCUGCACCCGCUGAGUCGGAGACGCCUGCGAGCUAG
Molecule: messenger RNA, 1056 nt
Organism: Aspergillus glaucus CBS 516.65
Lineage: Eukaryota; Fungi; Ascomycota; Eurotiomycetes; Eurotiales; Aspergillaceae
Product: putative Golgi reassembly stacking protein
Exons: 3
Coding region: 1-1056 (351 amino acids)
Biological process (GO): Golgi organization
Cellular component (GO): Golgi apparatus
Molecular function (GO): protein binding
Source: RefSeq, a predicted model, not a curated record